AUGUAUGACAACGAAAACCGGGAACGAAACAAAGAAAGAACGGAAGAGAAAAAGAACGAAAAUGACGAAAAUGACGAAAAGAAGAAGAAGAACGAUAUCGGAUCAAUUGGAAUUGGGGCGAACGCGACGAAUACUUUUUUCUGGAUCAUCACUGGCCCGGAAUACUUCUUACUCACAACAUUCAUUGGGCAAUGCAAAGAAGAAUAUUGGGAUGGAGCAAAGGGAUGGAUGGAUGGAUGGAAGGAAGGAUUAGGGAAUGGGAAUGGGAAUGGGAAUGGGAAUGGUGUAGGACAUCUUUUUAAACAAUACAUAUCCAGCAACGGACAGGGGGAAUUUGGGAAAUCACAAGGACUGAGCAGGCAAGCAAUGAAUGGGAAAGGAAGGCGUUUUCUCCAUGAAUAG
Sclerotinia borealis F-4128 is the source of this 402-nucleotide messenger RNA. NCBI's taxonomy places the organism in Eukaryota, Fungi, Ascomycota, Leotiomycetes, Helotiales, Sclerotiniaceae. The record is from the annotation of a GenBank genome assembly.